Molecule: messenger RNA, 1155 nt
Organism: Malassezia vespertilionis
Lineage: Eukaryota; Fungi; Basidiomycota; Malasseziomycetes; Malasseziales; Malasseziaceae
Gene: ILV5
Product: ketol-acid reductoisomerase (NADP(+))
Exons: 1
Coding region: 1-1155 (384 amino acids)
Biological process (GO): L-valine biosynthetic process
Cellular component (GO): mitochondrion
Molecular function (GO): ketol-acid reductoisomerase activity
Source: RefSeq, a predicted model, not a curated record
AUGGAGCUCAAGGCUCCUGCGCGCUCCAUGAGCCUUCUUUCGCAGCGCACCCCCCGCAGCGCUGCGCCGCAGCGCCGCGCCGCGCCUGCUGCUGUGCGCAGCAUGCAGACGCUCGACUUUGCCGGCUCGCCUGAAAAGGUGUACGAGCGUGUCGACUGGCCGCUUGAGAAGCUUCAGGACUACUUCAAGAACGAUACGUUUGCUCUCCUCGGCUACGGCUCGCAGGGUCACGGCCAGGGUCUUAACCUGCGUGACAAUGGCAUGAACGUCAUUGUCGGUGUCCGCAAGGACGGCGAGUCUUGGCGCCAGGCUGUCGGCGAUGGCUGGGUCCCGGGCAAGAACCUAUUCACCGUAGAGGAGGCCGCUACAAAGGGCACUAUUCUCAUGAACCUGCUUUCCGAUGCCGCGCAGACCGCGACGUGGCCAGAGCUGAAGAAGUACGUUACCAAGGGCAAGACACUCUACUUCUCCCACGGCUUCUCCAUCGUCUACAAGGACCAGACAAAUGUUAUCCCGCCCUCUGACGUAGACGUGAUCUUGUGUGCACCCAAGGGCUCGGGCCGCACCGUGCGCACCCUCUUCAAGGAGGGCCGCGGUAUCAACUCGUCCGUCGCCGUCUUCCAGGACGUGUCUGGCCAGGCACUUGAGCGCGCGAUCGCUAUGGGCAUUGCGAUCGGCUCCGGCUACCUGUACGAGACCACCUUCCAAAAGGAGGUGUAUUCGGACUUGUACGGCGAGCGAGGCUGCCUCAUGGGCGGUAUCCAGGGUAUGUUCAAGGCCCAGUACGAUGUACUCCGUGCCAACGGGCACUCGCCGUCUGAGGCAUUCAACGAGACCUGCGAGGAGGCGCUUGAGUCGCUCUACCCGCUCGUUGCGCAAAACGGCAUGGACUACAUGUACAAGGCAUGCUCCACCACCGCCCGCCGCGGCGCUUUGGACUGGGCACCCGAGUUCGAGAAGGCCUGCCGCCCCGUGUUUGAGCGCCUGUACAAGAGUGUCAAGGACGGCGAGGAGACUCGUCGUGCUCUCGGGUUUGGCAACCGCCCGACGUACCGCGAGGACUACGACAAGGAGACGGACGCUAUUGCCGACCAGGAGAUGUGGCGCGUCGGCCACGUUGUCCGCAGCCUGCGUCCCCACCGUAGCCAAGAGUAA